UGAAAAACAAGCCAUUGCAUCACCUAGACAGUAAGUCGAGAUGAGAGAUAUGUUUGGUGGCUUAGGAAAGAUGAGUGGUCUCUACCUUAGAAUAUUGCAAUGUAUGUUUGCAGCUGCUUCUGUUGGAGUAAUGACUUCAGCUUCACGUUUCACAAGAUGGACCAGUUUUUGGUGCUUGGCACUUGUGAUGGGGGUUCUAACUUUCUGGAGUUUAACCCUUUGCUGCCUGAAUCUUCAUAUCUUAAUGCGGAAAAGGAACGUGCAUUCUCUUUUCCUUCUGAUCGUAAUUUGUAUUGGUGAUUGGGUGAUGACUAUUCUAUCUCUUGGUGUUGCAUGCGCAUCUGCUGCUGCGGUGGAUUUUCUAUCCAAGUUUGCUAUUUGCUCAGGGCGGUUCCUGCCAUGCAACAUGUAUGGCCUUUCAAUUGCACUAGCAUUUGUCGCUUGCUUCUUUAUAGCGAUUUCUGCUAGUGUUAUGUUUAGGCUUGUAGCCUCGUUUUAUUAGUUAUAUGCUAAGCUGCCAGGGACAAUCUAUGCUUUAUAUUGUGAAUAUAGUACUAAUAAGCAAUUGAAGUUUUUCAUUUCUCAUUUUCGAUUAUGUUAGCGUUUGUGGCCAGUUUCAUUUGCUUAGCUUCUAGAGUUUGGAUUUAA
Messenger RNA from Ipomoea nil (Japanese morning glory), 648 nucleotides. Its product is annotated as CASP-like protein 5B1. Gene Ontology annotation, cellular component: membrane. The transcript has 3 exons. Lineage: Eukaryota; Viridiplantae; Streptophyta; Magnoliopsida; Solanales; Convolvulaceae. The coding region runs from base 41 to 502 and encodes 153 amino acids. The record is from RefSeq and is a predicted model, not a curated record.